Molecule: messenger RNA, 1656 nt
Organism: Cyclocybe aegerita
Lineage: Eukaryota; Fungi; Basidiomycota; Agaricomycetes; Agaricales; Hemipholiotaceae
Source: the annotation of a GenBank genome assembly
AUGCUCCCCCGCCUCCCCCCCACCGUACUUGUCCUUGCCGUCUCCGUCUGUGCCUACAUCCCUGCUUUGCCCACCAACUCGACUAGUGACGCCAUCGCAGGAGGUCUCAAUGUCACCGACAUCUCGAAGCUUCACAUGAGAUGGUUUUCCAACGGAUCCUAUUCUCAGGACGUCUCAUAUCAGUUGGCGGGAUACGGGAGCAACGGGAUGAGCAAGGGCGUCUUAGUUCACUUCUCAGAGGAGAAAGUGAGCAAUAUGACUCCCCCAACGUUGACACCAUGGAUUGCACUUGUCUCGUGUGACCGGAAUGCCACGAACUCUUCCAUGGAGGAGGACAUUUUCACCUUAGCCCGUGACAAAGGUGCUGUUUCGGCGGUGCUUUAUUCUCUUUACUCCGUCGCGUGUAUGAUUAAUCCCGAAUACUCUGAUCCGGCCACAUUCGAUCAAGUGUUCGACAUCUUCUCAACCCAAAGCUCAACAAGUUCACAUCUCAUUGAGUACCAGUUUGGCCAAUUGGGAGGACAGAACGAGAGCAUCUACGACUAUGAUUCCCAACAGCUCAACGACUCUCGGGAGGACGUCAUGAGAUCUACGAGCCAAAACUAUGCUGUCUCCUCUGGCUAUCUUCUGGCGAUUCUACAAGCCUACAACUCCACAGGCGGCAGUAGCGACCCCGUUACAACCGGAACCAGCAGCGCGCCCGCAGAGCCGGGGAAUUCAGGCUCGCCAAAUACCGCUCUCGCCAUGAUUAUCCUGUAUGCUAUCACAGGAUGCGUGUCUGCGUUAUUCUGUAUUGUGAUCAUUUCUGGGGCCAUACGCGCCGUUCGGCACCCUGAGCGAUAUGGGCCGCGGGCACGACUCGACGGCCCCCCGCAGAGCAGAGCAAGGGGACUGACGCGCGCCAUUCUAGAUACAUUCCCCAUUGUCAAGUUUGGCAAUGGUCAAGUUGCCUCUCAAAACUCUCCACCACCGCCUCGAGGAAAAGAUGUGGAAUUUGCACCUGCUAGAAUUAACAUUGAGAUGGACGCCCUACAGAAAGGAAAAGAAAUAAGUUCUCUUGAAGCCGCUGGUACCUCGGACUUGCAAUCAAUACACAGUCCACCUGCCGUGGCUCCUACCAACACAAUUGAAGACCCUUCUCCCAUGGAAGAGCCAGGCUCUUCUCGAACUACUAGUACUACAGACAAUAGUCCAGAGCCCGCUGGAGUCGCAGAAGGAUCAUCAAGAAACCCGGCGGUUGCAACAUCUAGUCACGCAGACCACGAUGAUGUUGUCCCUGCCUCUAUCGGACGGGAUACUUGUCCGAUUUGUAUCGUCAAUUUCGAGGAAGGCGACGACAUACGGGUUCUACCUUGUGAAGGGAAGCACUGUUUCCACCAGCAAUGCGUCGACCCUUGGCUUCUUAAGUUAUCGAGUUCUUGUCCAAUUUGCCGCCACGAUUUUCUCGCCCUUGAGAACAUGCUCUCUGGGCACUCAGACGAGGAGGUCAAUGACUCUGAUCAGCUCGCUCCGCCUAGAGGGCACAACAACGGUGGUGGCAGAUUCUCUCGCUAUCUACGCUUUGCUCGUCAUAGGCACCGCAGAAGGCGAGAAGACGACAACGAUCCUACAGAUCCCUACAUGCCCACUGCACCGGAAACAUCUCUGCAAGGCUAA